UCAGAGAUGUCAUUGUUCCGUCAUCAAGAAGAUAUGUAUUUAUUCGGACUCAGGAUAUACCCUGACUCGCCCCGCCUGUUCCAAGAAAUCCCGACACGUCCCGUACAUUUGAUGCAGCCGUGUCAGUUUGGCUCGCCUGGUAACCAAGCCCAACCAACGCACCAAACAUGCGGUCCCAAAGUAUAAACCUAACGUAGAGAUGUUCUCAGAGAACCAAAUGACUCUUUCCAAAUUGAUAUCGUCAUGUGUUCACCAUAGCAAAAAUGUCAAAUGUCAGAAAAGUCAAAAGUGAACAAGGUGGGAAUAGAAUUACCUCGACGUAACUCUAUCUUAUUAAUUACACAAGGAAAUGCUAUAUCCUUUUGCAAAUUGAUUAAUUGACAAGGAUGUUUAUUAGCGCAAAUUAGCCUCCCUGGACAGAGAUUUUGCUGGACAUUUGUAUGAAUUGAUAAAAUUUUGAAGACAUUCUUCUGUCAUUAACAAAUUUGGCAACAGUUUUGUGAACUGUAUACUGAUGUCCCAUCUGGAUCUGACAAUGGAAAGACCAGAGGCUGUAGUUUUCUUGCUUCCUGUUGUCCAUCAUCUGCUCAUCCCUAGCAUCUUACUACUUGAUGUAUUGAGAUUUCAACAAGUAAAUGGGGCUGGGACAGUUGACUCGGGUCGAAGGGGUCCUGAGUAGUACCUAGGUACCCACAGGUCAUCUUCCUGAGGCAAAUAAUAUCCAGGUAGAAAACUACGUGCCCUACACCACAUCAAACAUGACAGUUUCUUCUGAAUGUGGAGGACACAUACCAUCAACCACCUGAUUAUGGAUCAAGCUGACGAGGGGAGACGUAUUGUCGAGCUGCAGUGUCACUUUGCCAAAACAUUCUGUACAGACGAUUCUCUGGAUCUCCAUGUCAGGUUCUCCCCACUGGCAGCAAGUGUCUCCCUUGACAAGCUACAUGAGAAACUGUUCCUGUGUGAGGAUGCAGCUCUCAACGUCUAUGACACGGAUAUGUACGGGAAGUGUGGAAACAGUGUCACAUCUCACAGGACCGAAAUCAGAUUUAGCAUCUUUGCGGAGGAUAGAACACACAAGUGUUCACAAUGUGAUAGUUCAAUGGCUUGUGAUACUGGGUCAGGGUCAAACAGAAGUCAGACAGCAACUUUCAAGGAACUUUCCACAGAGAAGGGUGAACCCGCUGAUCUUGGGCAAAAGUCAGAGGUCACCAAGGUUAAGGUUGUUUGUAAAGAUGAUGUUUCGGAAAAUAUUGGUUGUUUUGGUGUGGAACGUAUAGAUGAUGACCCCGAUGCUUGUCCAGGCAUUGACAGUACCAGAGAUGAGGAUACUGGAGAACAAGUCGAGACAGAAAAGGCGAUAAGAUGUGAUCAGUGCCUUGAGAAGUUUGAUUCCGAAGUCCAGUUGUCAAUUCAUUCCAUGUUGCAUGUGCAGAACUUGACGUGUGACGUGUGCAGUGAGGUGUUGGACACGAGGAGUGGCCUCCAGAAACACAUGCGAAGUCACGCAGGGCAGAAGUGUUUUAAGUGCGAGCACUGUGAUCUGACAUUCUUGGAGAAGAGCGACCUGACUGUCCAUGUGAAGGAACACUCCGGAGAGAAGGUUUUCCAGUGUAAGGAAUGCGGCAAGCUGUUCAAUAGAAUCAAAGCCUUGAAGCGACACACUCUCAACUACCACAGCAACAUCCCUGUCCACAUCUGUAAAGUCUGCCGGAAGGGAUUCACAGACGAAGAAGAUCUUCGCUCACACGUUUUCACAGACCACAAGGGAAACGAAAAGACGAGGUCAUCCGACCAGCAGUACAAAUGUUCCUUAUGCCCCAAAACCUUCAUCAAGAGUUCCCUCCUCAAGAACCAUCUUCGCCUGCACCGAAACGGCAAACCCUAUCGCUGCAUGUACUGUGGCAUCACCUUCAAGGAUGAGUUGAGCUUCGAGCUCCAUCAGGAGAUACACAAAGGCGAGACGGGCAAACCCUUCACCUGCAAGAACUGUGGCCAAUGUUUCUCGAGCCUGACCCUUCUGAAGAGGCACAAAGCGUCCCAUGAUGGCGACAUAUACAAGUGUGAGACAUGUCACAAGACUUUCCAGUCUGGGAAGUCGCUGAAAGAUCACCAAAACAUCCACAGUGGCAUCAAGUCCUAUGUUUGUAAUAUCUGUGGUAAGGCUUUAGUCAGUGCCAACAGGUUGAAGAGUCAUCUGAAAACUCAUAUCAUUGAUAAACCCUAUAAAUGUGAGUACUGUCAGAAGAGCUUCAUCAACCCAGGCGAUCUAACGAAUCAUAGAAGGGUCCACACAGGUGAGAAGCCAUACCUGUGUGAAAUCUGUGGGAAGGGUUUUGCUUACAAGACAUCGGUUCCCAAACACAUGGUGGUCCACAGCGAGCUGAAGCCCUACCAGUGUGAUGUCUGUCACAAGGAGUUCGCCUCCAACCUCCAGAUGCACAACCACAAGAAGAUCCACCUUGGCCUGAAGAACUUCAUCUGCGAAGUGUGCGGGAAGAGGUUCACAACUGGCAAGGCGCUAAAGGUGCACAAGUUAAUGCAUGAAGGUUACACUGGACAUGACUGCGACAUUUGUGGAAAGAAAUAUAGAAAUGUGUACUAUCUUGAAAUACACAAGAAAACGCAUUCAGGCAAGAACCUCCUCCAGUGCCACAUGUGUGGAGAUUCUUACGCUGAUCCCACCUACUUCAAGCUUCAUCAGCGGAAGUUCUGCAAGACGAUCUUGAUCUACUGUGAGUUGUGUAACCGGGGAUUCCCUAACAACAAGGACUUGAAGAGUCACAUGGGCUUUCACAGUGGAGAGCGCCCCUAUGGCUGUGAUGUCUGCGGCAAGGCUUUCGCCAAGUCGGUGUUCCUUGCGGACCACAUGAAGAGACAUAAUCCUGACACUCUCAUCAAGUGUUCUAUAUGUGGUAAAGGGUUCAUCAACAGGAAGGAGGUCCGCAGACACGAGGCCAGGCACAAGAACAUUAACAAGAAGCGAGCAUCACCUCACAUUGCUGUCAGUAUUGAUCCAAAUCAACUUGCAGGUCUUCCCGAGUUGGAACCAGGAACUAUAGAUUCCAAGUCAUUAGGAUGCAGUCUUCCAUCAAACCUUAGUGCAGAGAGCCAUGACCAGGUAUUACAAGAAUAUGCUGAAUCUAUAGAAAGUAUACGAAAGUCUGUGAUUCCAACAUCAUCAGGGUAUGAGAUGAGGUCAGAUGAUGCGAUCUCUGCAGAACCGAUUCCUCUUGGAAUCCAUCCAGGGCUUCCUCCAGGACCUCCUCAGGGCCUUCCACAGGGACCUCCACAGGGACCUCCACAGGGACCUCCACAGGGACCUCUUCAGGGCCUUCCUUCAGGGCCACCAUCCGACCCUGCACAAGCACCUGAAGGGCCGCCUCCUCCUCUGGCAUCUCAAGGUCAGCCACUGAUGCUGCCAGUAGCUGACCCAGUUUACUAUGGCCACAUGGACUCCUGCACAGGGAAGAAGCCGUACACUGUGGAGGGCCUGGACUCCCAGCACCAGAUUAUGAGCGAUACAAUUCCGCCACACUUGGAUUCACGGCACACAUACUCAUCAGUGUUCACGCGGGAGAGUGGAGAGAUGGUUCUCAUGCAGGAAGGGCUGGCGGCCAUCAUGAACCAGACGGUGGACCGGCGGGCUGCCCAGACAUAUGCUCCUCCCCCCAUGCAGUACUUCUACCCCCCACAGCAGCACCGGUACCACCAGGGGGACGGCAUGCCCAAGUACUCAUAGCAAGCCAGGAGACAGACAGUACGUCUUGGUACUCAAGCAUGCCAGGAGACAGACGGUACGUCUUGGUACUCAAGCAAGCCAGGAGACAGACGGUACGUCUUGGUACUCAAGCAAGCCAGGAGACAGACGGUACGUCUUGGUACUCAAGCAAGCCAGGAGACAGAUGGUACGUCUUGGUACUCAAAGCAUGCCAGGAGACAGACGGUACGUCUUGGUACUCAAGCAAGCCAGGAGACAGAUGGUACGUCUUGGUACUCAAGCAAGCCAGGAGACAGACGGUACGUCUUGGUACUCAAAGCAUGCCAGGAGACAGAUGGUACGUCUUGGUACUCAUAGCAAGCCAGGAGACAGACGGUACGUCUUGGUACUCAAGCAAGCCAGGAGACAGACGGUACGUCUUGGUACUCAUAGCAAGCCAGGAGACAGAUGGUACGUCUUGGUACUCAAGCAAGCCAGGAGACAGAUGGUACGUCUUGGUACUCAUAGCAUGCCAGGAGACAGACGGUACGUCUUGGUAUUCAAGCAUGCCAGGAGACAGACGGUAUGUCUUGGUACUCAAGCAAGCCAGGAGACAGACGGUACGUCUUGGUACUCAAAGCAUGCCAGGAGACAGAUGGUACGUCUUGGUACUCAAGCAUGCCAGGAGACAGAUGGUACGUCUUGGUACUCAAGCAAGCCAGGA
Molecule: messenger RNA, 4424 nt
Organism: Haliotis rufescens (red abalone)
Lineage: Eukaryota; Metazoa; Mollusca; Gastropoda; Lepetellida; Haliotidae
Product: zinc finger protein 665-like
Exons: 2
Coding region: 776-3742 (988 amino acids)
Biological process (GO): regulation of DNA-templated transcription
Molecular function (GO): DNA-binding transcription factor activity, RNA polymerase II-specific; RNA polymerase II cis-regulatory region sequence-specific DNA binding
Source: RefSeq, a predicted model, not a curated record